AUGGAGAAAUACCUCGAAAGAAUGUCUCGUUAUUCAGAAAUUUUCGUCAUUGAUCGGAGUAAUACGGAUAUCUAUGAUGAUAAUGAUCUCCUAAUUACCAUGGAAAAAUUAAUUGAGAUUGACUAUGAGGGUGAACGUCUUAUUCGGGACGACUACAAAUUUCUUGAAUGGAGAAAUGGUCUCUUUAAUGAACGGGCCGCGUCGUAUCAUCGCGAAAAAUUCUCCUCUGUGGGCCUCAAGUUCAUGUCUCUAUUCAAGAAAUUUCAUAUGCCACUAGAUUUGAAGGAAGGAAUCUACACUUUUGAUGCCAAGGAAAUGCAGCACCAUAUAUUCAAGAGGGAUCCGAGACUUAAGUAUGCUCCCGGUUAUGAUCCCUCGAAGGACAGUCUGGCACGAAUCCUCUUUGAUCCCUACGUGGAAGCCCGUAAUUUCCGCAAGGAUUGGCCCUCUUACUUCCUUACCUUCUAUUAG
This is a messenger RNA of Rodentolepis nana, 471 nucleotides long. Lineage: Eukaryota; Metazoa; Platyhelminthes; Cestoda; Cyclophyllidea; Hymenolepididae. The record is from the annotation of a GenBank genome assembly.